AUCCGGGACGUCUUUGAUAAUUCACUCCGUCAUCUUGUUCAGUACUAAUAUCCAUAGAUAUGGCCUUCUGUGUAGCCACUUCACAUGCGGACGUGGUUGGGUGCGGCGUCGGUACGGAUAGUAGCGGUUACGGGCCAAGCCAUCCGACCGUCUUCCUUGCCCGCUCUUCCACAUCCGAGCCGAGAGCUCGAUAAGCAUAUAAGGUGGGCCUCGUUGUGCUAGAAGAACUUCUAUCUUUUGCAUUUAAACCAUCUCUCACCAAUCGACCGAGCCAAUUUUCGAACCCUCCUGCUGCCUCGUGUAAACCGGCUUUUACACGCGCCACUCAUCCUCGUGCCUUUGUUCACCAAUCACAUAUAAACAUCUUCAGUGACUGGUCACUGCCACAAACUCCUUUAUAUCCCCCACAUUCUCCUGUAGUCUGCGACUCAGGAUCUGCACUACCCAUUCUAGUAUCUUCACUUAUUGCAAUGGCCACCACCGCCGUUCUUUCUCCUACCAUCCCUGCUCCUCCUGUGUACACUCCUAUCGAGAAGUACCCUUCGAGCCCUAUUCUCAGUUUCCCUCCCCCCAUGCCACCCUCCACGUCUCGCAGUCUUCGUGAGCGAUGCGGAGUCAACCUUCGGGUUUCGAUCAACAGCAAUAAUGGCAUUCUCGCUGGGGGUCCGUGGUCGCCCAAGAUCCAUGUCCAACCUCAUCGUAGCAACCUCCCUCGUAGACGUAAAGUCACGAAACGUUUUGCUCUAAAGAACGUUGAUGACGAUGAGGUGACCAAUGAGAAAGAGAAGGAAGUCAUUAUUGACCUUACGGCGGAAACGAGCGCUGAACCAACGGUUGUGGAACCGGAAGUUCAAUCUCAGGAGAGCCAUAUCCAGGAGCUCAUUCCGGGUCUUUAUAUUGCCUUCAGCGAUGGCGACCCCAACGCUACCCAACCUGGUGCCACGGAUGUGAAACCUUACACACACGUAGUAAACAUCUCGUACCCGCCCAUUACAGAGGAGGGUCACCCUGGAAGUUGCGAGAAGACCUUAAUUGGUCGUACUCAAAACCUUCAUAUCAUCCUUCCUGCUUCCAGCCGUCCUGAUGGUGCACAAAGACCCGGAUUGGGUCUCACCGACAGCCAUCUUCGAUCCAUCCGUGAUUUCAUUGGAGAGGCUUUACCAUAUGCCAUGGCCUCGCAGCCAGACCAAUCGGCCAUACGCGUUCUGAUCACUACGCCCCCUGGUCGACCCACAGAUGCCAUGUGUGCAGCUGGGUGUUACCUAGCUUUCACUUCUGGCAAAGGCGUUGAGACUGUGUUACGUUAUGUGGAUGAAGAGGAGGAUUUCUUGAGUAUUUGGAAGGGUGAAGUCUCUGGUGAUGAGUUGGAUAGGACUGAGAAGAUCGCGCGGGCGUGGUCUUGGUUGUCCCAGGUUCCAGCACACCAAACGUAGCCAGUCUACGUCUGUUGUCAAUUUCCCCUGAACUGUAAUAAUAUUCUUAUUGUAUCACUCAUUUAUGCCGAUCCCAAUGAAAUAUAGUCUUAUUCAAUGC
Molecule: messenger RNA, 1533 nt
Organism: Somion occarium
Lineage: Eukaryota; Fungi; Basidiomycota; Agaricomycetes; Polyporales; Cerrenaceae
Source: the annotation of a GenBank genome assembly